AUGGACCUGAAAGUGGGACACCGCAUCGCACUCGGUCCACACCGCGGGACAAUCGGCUAUCGAGGCGCGGUCCCACCAUCGAGCGGCGAAUGGCUGGGUGUGGAAUGGGAUGACCCCGCCCGCGGCAAGCAUGACGGAAUCAGCGCUGACGGAACUCGCUAUUUCCAUGUCCGAGUUGCUGGAAGCGGGUCGUUCAUCCGGCCUACAGCGAGAAAGCUCUCCAGCGGCUGCUGCUUCCUCGAAGCUCUGCGGAACAAGUACCUCCCUCCAAGCACAGCGGUCGAAGUCAAGCAAAGAGAUCAACAGCAGUACUCACGCAAGAACAUCGCCGAUAUUGAAAUCGAAGCGCCUAACCUCGACCGCAUCGCUAAGAAAGCCGCAAGGCUUGACAGGCUGAAGGAAGUCGGUCUGGGUGGUUGGCAGCAUAGCUCGAUACCUGAUGUAGAUGUUGGUGCAGUGCAUGAUGGGGGGUACGAGGUGGCACGAGCGUUCGGUGCAGCGAAAGAAUUUGAGGAGGGCUCGAUACGAGGGACCUGUCCAAAUAUUCGAUGGUUGGAUCUGUCGCGGUCGCUUUUGCCAGAAUGGGAGGAGGUUUCGUUGAUAGCGGGGGAGCUGGAGCAUCUCAGGACGCUCUUGCUGCACUUCAAUCGACUCCAGUCACCUCCUGAGCCAAUACCCAAGACUUGGCAGCAGAGACUCGGUCACAUACAGGACUUGCGGCUGGAUGGGACAUUGAUGCAGUGGGAAGAGGUUUUGAGGCUAGCACCUGCAUUGGCGAGCCUGAAGCACUUGUCGCUUGGAAGCAACGAGAUCAAAACCUUGCAUCUAGCGAAAGCCUCAAGCCCUGUGCAAGGAGUGGUGCUACCAUCACUGACUUCGCUCAGCCUAGAAGACAACCUCAUCACCUCUUGGCCAGACCUGGUUGCUGCUCUUUCCCGCCUUCCAGCUCUGCAAAAUCUGAACCUCAACCACAACCAGCUCGCCGACAUUCCAGGCGCCCCUCCAUCCGCAUCUAAGCUACAGGCACUGACAGAACUGCACAUGCGAGACAACCAUCUCGAGUCCUGGUCUUCGCUCAAAAACAUUUCCUCAUGGCUUAGUCACUCGCAAGGGCUAGAUGCGCUGCACAUCUCAACCCUUCGGGAUGAAGAAAGAACCUCCUCCAUAGACGAAGCUCGAACUACAAAGCAAGUCGGCUUGAUAGGAAAUUACGAAUACCGCGACUUGCGAGCCAUCGCGAUCGCGCGUCUACCCACCCUCAAAGUACUCGACAAGACCGAAAUCACAGCCAAAGAACGCAAAGAUGCCGAACUCUUCGUCUACACACGGUUCCGUGAUGGCGACGCCUACAUCAUUGAUGGUGGCUCUGCAUCACAGGAGAACAAGCUUGACUUGUCAAACGAGGAAAAAGUGGCUCGUUUCCCACGCUACUUGGAACUAGCAAAGUUGUUCGAUGGUGACGAAAGCCUUUCCGCAGCACCAAAGGCAAGAGAAGAGGAGAAGAAGAAGAGCAAGAACACUUUAAGGUCAAGGAUGCUCUCGCUUAGCGUGAUAGCUUCUGAUACCGCUCCAGGUAAGCAGAGACCGUAUUUGAAAAAGGAAGGAGAGGCAAAGGUUCAGAUUUUGGCUUCAACGCCGUUGAGGUUGGCCAAGAUCAAAUUGGCGAAUGCUGUGGGAGUUAAGCCAGCUCAGAUUGCAGGAAUAUGGGCGCUGUUGAGAAGCUCAAGCGCUGACGAGGUGAAAGAGGAUGAGCAAGGGAUUGUGCUGGAGAUUGACGACAUGUCAAGAAGUCUGCAUUGGUACGAGGUGAGCUCUGGAGAUCGGCUUGUUCUUGUCAUCGAGUCUUGA
Messenger RNA from Ustilago hordei, 1848 nucleotides. RefSeq lists its product as uncharacterized. The record is from RefSeq and is a predicted model, not a curated record. Lineage: Eukaryota; Fungi; Basidiomycota; Ustilaginomycetes; Ustilaginales; Ustilaginaceae. The transcript has a single exon. Gene Ontology annotation, molecular function: protein binding. Bases 1 to 1848 code for a protein of 615 amino acids.